AUGUCUGCUGCCGGUCGACUUCUACCAGCUCUCGGGGUCACACUGCUCACACUUGGUUUAUGUUAUGUAUAUGCGGAGACAUACGAGCCCCCUAAGGAAUACAAGCGAAUGUGGCGCGAUAUUCCUCCGGCUGCAGCUACAGUAUUUGGAAUCAUGGGAGUCAACGUGGCUAUAUACCUGCUAUGGAAAGCACCUCCGGCAUGGCGUCUGCUCAAUCGAUACUUCAUCAGCGUUCCACUAUACCCCUACGCGAUGAGUGUCGUUGGCAGUGUCUUCAGUCACCAGCAGCUGCGACACUUGGCUACCAAUACGCUUAUACUAUGGCUCAUUGGAACAAGACUUCACGAUGAAAUUGGACGCGGCGAUUUCAUGGCCGUAUACCUCUCGUCAGGCGUGCUUGGAUCUAUCACCUCGUUGACAGCCCACGUCUUGUUGGGCAGGCUAACCAUCACGUCACUCGGCGCAAGCGGUGCCAUUGCCGGGCUCGUAGCAUCCUGGUGCAUGCUCCACUCAAACGACAAACUCGUCCCCAGCUUCCUGCCACACGAAUGGCGCGAAUAUGUCGCCGCAGAUGGCUCCACCGUGCUCGCCGGAAUCGUCCUCUUUGAGCUCUUCAACCUGGUUUCCCCGUUCAAAGUCGCCAAGCUAGACCACUGGGCGCAUCUGGGCGGCUAUUUUGCUGGUGCCGCGUGGGCAAUGAUGCACAAGCCGAAACUGGAAAGGAAGCGUCGAGAGGAGCGUGGGUGGAUUGAUCGGUUUAUGUCUGGUUCUUAG
Molecule: messenger RNA, 774 nt
Organism: Talaromyces rugulosus
Lineage: Eukaryota; Fungi; Ascomycota; Eurotiomycetes; Eurotiales; Trichocomaceae
Exons: 4
Coding region: 1-774 (257 amino acids)
Cellular component (GO): membrane
Molecular function (GO): serine-type endopeptidase activity
Source: RefSeq, a predicted model, not a curated record